Messenger RNA from Oncorhynchus gorbuscha (pink salmon), 1233 nucleotides. RefSeq names its product 85/88 kDa calcium-independent phospholipase A2-like. Lineage: Eukaryota; Metazoa; Chordata; Actinopteri; Salmoniformes; Salmonidae. Gene Ontology annotation, biological process: cardiolipin acyl-chain remodeling; positive regulation of ceramide biosynthetic process. Gene Ontology annotation, molecular function: protein binding. Gene Ontology annotation, cellular component: mitochondrion. The record is from RefSeq and is a predicted model, not a curated record.
UGUAGGCAACGCCUUCCAAUGCGUGUUCACUGAUUGGUGCAGCUCACGUCAAUCAAGAUUUGCAGCAAGGUUGGUUGAACGCCAGCCGGUAGUUGAUGUCCCAUCAAAAGUCGUCAGUCACUGGUGGAGAGGAGUCGCAGUAAUCAGGCCACCACCAUGCAGUUUCUAAGGGGAGUCAUGGAGACUGUGUCCGCCGUCUCCAACCUCUUCUCCAACCCCUACCGCGUCAGGGAAGUACCACUGUCAGAGUACAGUGGAGGGGGGAAAGUCAAGCUGAAGGAGGAGGGACGCAUGGUGCUGUACAAGAACACCCCUUGUCAGAGUUGGGACUGCCUGCUCAAGUGCCCUGAUACGCCCACAGUCGCCUUGAGGUUGUUUCAGGUCAACUCCGAGGAGGAUGCCAUGAACUGGUUCCCCCAGUACGCCCUCAAGCUUCGUCCCUUCUACGAGACCCUCCCCCUCACCAAGCCAGAGGCAGUCCAGCCAAUAGUAGACUGCCUCCGUAGUCACGCUGACUGGAGCUCAGCCCACAUCGCCGUGGAUACGGGCCUGAGGGAAUGCCUGAAGCACAACCACGUCCAGAGCCAGAUCAACGCCAGGGACGGUGCUGGUCAGACCCCAUUACACCUGGCGUGUGAGCGGGGGGAAGUGGCGUGUGUCAGAGAGCUGCUGGAGGAGUGCCAGGCUCGCACUGACAUCAAAGACAAGAACGGGGAGACGCCAAUGCAUUGUGCCGCCAAGCAGGACUCUGCCACUAUUAUACAGGCGCUGUGCAGUAGGAUGUGUGCGGGGGUGAAUGAGCUGAAUGGGGCGGGGGAGACGCCCCUCCACGUUUCUUGUCGCCUUGGGAGGGUAGAGGCCGUGAACGCACUCCUGGGGGGAGGAGCCCGCUGUGACAUCAUCGGGAGCAGGGGCUACCCAAUCCACGCCGCCAUGAAGUACAGUGAGAAGAGUUGUGCUGAGGCUGUCCUGGAUGCAGACCCAGGUCAGCUACAGGUAGAAGAUGCCGUCUAUGGAGGAACCCCCCUACACUGGUGCAAGACUGCAGAGAUGUGUCGUACGCUGCUGGAACGAGGUUGCUUGGUGAACUACCUCAGUAAGACAGGGGAGAGUGCACUGCACGUCCUGACCAAGAGGGGGCGCUUCGAUGCUUCCAUGGUGCUGCUCACACACGGGGGGGAACCCAACCUCAAGGGUCAGGAUGGGAACACAGCCCUGCAUCUGGCUAUGAAG